CGCUCUAGGGUUAUCACCCCACUUGCACUGACUCUCUCCCUCUGUCUAUUUCUGUCAUCCCGUCUCUUUUGCCAACACUCUAACCUACUUCCACACCAUCAUGGCCGACAGAACCAGCCGGUUAGGUGUUCGUAGGAAGGAGAAAACUCCAGAAACCAAAGCAAACGAGGAGAAGGAUAAGGCCAAGGAGAAAACUGUAAAAAACCCAGACAAACCUGGUAAAAAGCAAGAGAAGACCCCAGAGCCGCAGAAGACAGAUGAGAAGAAGACAAAUGGUGAAAGUGAAGGGGCAACAGGAGCGGCAGCAAAUAACAGUGAGGAUAAUGGAGAGUUUCAGCCCAUAGAGCUGCCUCCUUUUGAGAUUGUCACUGGGGAGCGGAUGAGCCCGUUCUACUUUAAGUUUCAAUUCAGGAAUGUGGAGUAUUCAUCGGGCAGGAACAAAACGUUCCUGUGUUUCAGAGUGGACACAGCAGAAGGCAGCAGCACAGAGCCCCUGAAAGGCUACAUGGAGGAUGAACAUGCCACAGCCCACGCUGAGGAGGCCUUCUUUCAACAGGUUCUCCCAAACUCCUCCAAGGAAUAUGACGUGACAUGGUACGUAUCAUCCAGUCCCUGUGCAGCUUGUGCAGUCAAGCUGGCCAACAUCCUCCAGCAGCGCAAGAAGCUUCGCCUUUCCAUAUUCUGCUCCCGUCUCUUCGAGUGGGAAGAGCCAGAGAUAGUGGAAGGCCUGAAGGCUCUGGUGCAGGCCGGCUGCAAGCUGAGGAUGAUGAAGCCCAUUGACUUCCUUCAUGUUUGGGAAAUAUAUGUGGAACAGGAGGGUGAGACCUUUACACCGUGGGAGGAUUGCCAGGAGAACUACGAGUACUACGUGGAGAGACUGACUGAUAUCCUCAAGUAGAUGUCCAGCCUGACUGAACCACAAACAGCCAGCUUUUGACAUUAUCACUGUUUGGUUUUUUCUUUUUCUUUUUUGCUGUCACGUCUCAUGCGGCAGAUCAUUUUUUAACUGAAUGAGCACUUGUGACAACAUUUUAUACUUUUAUUUUUAAAAAUUAAUACAUGAAGGUGCAAAAUUUUGAGAUGAAUAUAUCAAACAAUAUGCAACCAGUCACUUUUUUAAGAACAAAUCAAUUAAAUUCAGUUAUGAACCAUUUACAAUAUGAAAAACAAAACUGGAAGAAGUUAUGCUGACAUCCGGUGUCUGUUUGGAGAACUGAAGCACGAACCAAAUGAUAAACAAAGAUGCACUAAAAAUAUUCACAACUCUAAAAUAAAUGUGUUUUACCAGGUUA
Molecule: messenger RNA, 1292 nt
Organism: Girardinichthys multiradiatus
Lineage: Eukaryota; Metazoa; Chordata; Actinopteri; Cyprinodontiformes; Goodeidae
Gene: apobec2b
Product: apolipoprotein B mRNA editing enzyme, catalytic polypeptide-like 2b
Exons: 4
Coding region: 101-898 (265 amino acids)
Biological process (GO): cytidine to uridine editing
Cellular component (GO): cytoplasm; nucleus
Molecular function (GO): cytidine deaminase activity; RNA binding
Source: RefSeq, a predicted model, not a curated record